AUGCAACAACUAUAAAAUUGUUUGCUUGAUAAAGAAAUGAUUCUGUAAAGUGAUGGUACUCUAUAUAUUGGAUCUUUUUAUUAAUAACACUUUGAGGGAUAUAGUUUGGUAAUCAAUCCAGAUGGAUGUAAUUCUGAUCUAAAUUAUUAGCAUAUUAUUAUGGAUUAUUUAAGAAAUCUAAACCUAAAGAAGUAGGUGUAUAUAAAUUGAAAAAUUCAUGUUUAAAGAUAUUCUGGGGAGAUGAUAAUUAAAUUAAGAAUGUUAAAGAUAUUGGAAAUAUUGGUUUUUUACAAAAAAUUAUUUCAUUUAAGAAUAAUUGUUAUGGUAAUAAAAUAUUCAUUAAAAUCAAUCCAUUAAGUUAUGGAUAGGCUAAAAAUUAAAAAUAUGAUGGAUUUACAGUUAUGCAUUAUAAAAAUGGAGAUAUUUAUUAUGGAAAUAUCUACAAAGGAAAAUAGGAUGGAGAAGGCAUUUAUUAUAAUAAUAAUAUUUAGGAAUGGUAAUGGAAUAAGUAUUCUAAUGGUAAAUUGAUAUCUCAUUAACUUUAUGGAAAAAAUCUUGUACAAUAAUUAAUAAUAAAUUAAUUGUUAAUCAAUAAUUAAUAAAAUCAUUUAUCUUUAGCAUCAACAGUGUAAAGCUCUCAUCCUGCUCAUCGAGAGAAUCUUUCAUAAAUUUUGAUUGAUGAUGUAGAUAAUAGUAAUAAUGAAAUAUUAGAAAUUUUAUAAAGUUCCUAAAUUGAAUCAAUUGAUUAAGAACUUCACAUUUACAAUUAAAAUAAUUAAAAAGAUGAAAUAGAAAUUAAGUUAUCAAAAUGUUAAAAAUAAAAAGCAUAAUAAAGAAUUGAGAAAUAAAGAUAAAAUAAAUUUUUAACAUAGCCUUCUCAAACAAAAUCUCCAAAAAAUAGUAGAUAAUAAUAAAUGACUUUAAGUACAAUGUAAUCUACACAAAAAACUACAAUAUAUAAGAGAUCUGUUUCACCUAUUUUUACAACUGUUCGUCACUUAUUUUCAGUAAUCAAAAUUUGA
Paramecium primaurelia is the source of this 1022-nucleotide messenger RNA. NCBI's taxonomy places the organism in Eukaryota, Ciliophora, Oligohymenophorea, Peniculida, Parameciidae. The record is from the annotation of a GenBank genome assembly.